AAAGCACAAUGCCUAGGAUCCGUUACUAAAGAAGCUCACCCGAGUCUCUUGCACGCGUCACAUCCUUGUCGACUCGCACCCAUGCAACGCUGCUCAACCACACACGCGCCAGACCCAACCAAACCCACCCCUUACACUCUGUUCAAGAGAGUAACAGUUAGUUACCCUCAGCACAACACACAUCACGAGGAGAACACACCUCCAACUCCCGCCACGUAUCCCUCCCCCCACCUCCUUAUAGUGGCCACCCUUGCCCUCUCUUCACCUCCGCAACCGUCUUCCAUUUUCUCACUUAAAUUUCAUUGCCAUUUUUCACUGAACACUAUCAUCAGACCGAGGGCCGUUCAUCAUGUCGAAUGAUCAAAACAAGCCGAUGACUCAGAAGCUCUAUGAGUCAGCUCCAUCUUCGCGCCAGGCGGCCAAGUUUUUGACUGCAACCACACUGGGUGCAACGCUGCUAUUCUUGUCUGGGUUAACCUUGACCGGGACAGUGAUGGCCCUGAUCAUGGCCACGCCACUCAUGGUCAUUUUCAGCCCAAUUCUAGUCCCGGCUGGGGUAGUCAUUUUCCUGGUGAUUACCGGGUUCUUGUUUUCCGGUGGGUGUGGGGUGGCGGCGAUCACGGCGUUAUCGUGGAUAUAUAAUUACGUGCGAGGGAAACAUCCACCAGGAGCGGAUCAGCUGGAUUAUGCAAGAAAUACGCUUGCGAGGACGGCUAGGGACAUGACGGAGAAGGCUAAGGAGUAUGGACAAUAUGUGCAGCACAAGGCUCAGGAGGUUGCUCAAGGAUCUUGAAUAAGAGUGUUUAGCUUAGGGCUUGGAUUGGGUUGAGGUCUGUUGGUUCUGUAAGGUGGUGGUGGUGGUGUUGUGUCUUGCUUGUUGUUUUCCAUCAUAUUUGCAUGCAUGCAGUGUAGAUCAUGUGUUUUUGGGCUUAGUAAUUGUAACAGUUGCUUUAGUUUGAUUCUCUUUGUGGCUUCGAAAAUCUCGUUUCUCUGUUAAUAAGUUUUUCUUUGUCUUGAA
Messenger RNA from Theobroma cacao (cacao), 1018 nucleotides. Its product is annotated as Oleosin family protein. Gene Ontology annotation, cellular component: monolayer-surrounded lipid storage body; membrane. Gene Ontology annotation, biological process: lipid storage. The record is from RefSeq and is a predicted model, not a curated record. NCBI's taxonomy places the organism in Eukaryota, Viridiplantae, Streptophyta, Magnoliopsida, Malvales, Malvaceae.